Monosiga brevicollis MX1 is the source of this 1719-nucleotide messenger RNA. RefSeq lists its product as uncharacterized. Lineage: Eukaryota; Choanoflagellata; Craspedida; Salpingoecidae. The record is from RefSeq and is a predicted model, not a curated record. Bases 1 to 1719 code for a protein of 572 amino acids. The transcript has 2 exons.
AUGCGAUUCGUCUUUGCUGUUUAUACCUUUCUCUUUCUUAAACCUCUGUCUCUCUUAGACUGUCUCUCUCUCUCUCUUAACAUCCAUGUAAACUCUCUCUCUCUCUCUCUCUCUCUCUCUCAAACUCUCUCUCUCAAACUCUCUCUCUCUCUCUCUCAAACUCUCCCCUCUCUCUCUCUCUCUCAAACUCUCCCUCUCUCUCUCUCUCAAACUCUCUCUCUCUCUCUCUCUUCAAUCUCUCAAUCUCUCUCUCUCUCUCUCUCUCUCUCUCUCUCAAUCUCUCAAUCUCUCUCUCUCUCUCUCUCUCUCUCUCUCUCUCUCUCAAACUCUCUCUCUCUCUCUCAAACUCUCUCUCUCUCUCUCUCUCUCAAACUCUCUCUCAAACUCUCUCUCAAACUCUCUCUCAAACUCUCUCUCAAACUCUCUCUCAAACUCUCUCUCAAACUCUCUCUCAAACUCUCUCUUUCGCGAUCAUCAACGGCAGCCUUGGCUGACGAGUCUUCGCUCAUUUCCGUGGAUAACAAUGGCACGCUCUUCAUCAAUGGCACCAACCGCGUCGUCUUUAAUGGCGUCGACGUUCUGGAGCGCUUGGAGUCCCUCACGACAACGCUUGAGGCGCUGGUCGGUUUGCAGCAUGCGCUCAACCCGCCGCAGUUUGAGGAGCGUACCAUUUCCAUGGCCGCUCUUUCAGCAGAAUCAGUGUACGCGGCAGAUCUGGACAAUGACGGCAACCUCGAUGUCCUCAGCGCCAGCCAACAGCAGAAAAAGAUUGCAUGGUACCGCAACAACGGCAACGGCACCUUUUCAGACGAAAACAUCAUUUCCAUGCAAGUGGCGGGCGCUCGCUUUGUGUAUGCAGCGGACUUGGACAACGACAACUUUGUUGACGUCCUCUGCGCCGGCAUAUCACAAAACGAAAUCUCAUGGUAUCGCAACGACCACAAUGGCACCUUUACCCCGGUACUCUUGACAACAGCGGUCAAGGGUCCAACCUCGGUCUAUGUCGCAGAUUUGGACAACGACGGCCACGGGGACGUCCUCAGCUCUAGCGCAAUGGACAACAAGAUUGCAUGGUACCGCAAUAACGGCAAUGGAACCUUUGCAGAUCAAGCGGUCAUCACCACUGCUUUUAUGGCCCCAUAUUAUGUGUUCGCGGCAGAUCUGGACAACGACGGAUACACUGACGUUCUCAGCUCCAGUGUGGAGGAUAACAAAGUGUUAUGGUAUCGCAACCAGGGCAAUGGUACCUUCUCAGACUUCAGGAUCAUCACCUCGAAGGUCGAUUAUGCGGUGGCCGUGUACGCCGCCGAUCUGGACGAGGAUGGCCUUCUUGAUGUCAUCAGCGCCAGUCGGGACGAUGACAAAGUUGCUUGGUACCGCAACAAUGGCAACGGCACCUUCUCGGACCAGAUCAUCAUCUCCACAGACACCGACGGCGCGCACUCGGUAUACGCGGCCGAUCUGGAUCAAGACGGGCAUCUCGACAUACUCAGCGCCAGCAUCGAGGACAGCAAAAUUGCUUGGUUUCGCAACCACGGCGAUGGUAUUUUUUCAGACCAGAUCAUCAUCACCACAUCGGCUGACUUUGCCUUGUCGGUGUAUGCUGCAGACUUGAAUAACGACGGCAGCAUUGACGUCCUCAGCGCAAGCUUUGAUGACCACAAGAUCGCAUGGUACCCCAACACCAAUCCGCUAGCAGAUUUCGCUCCUCGCGUUUGA